Messenger RNA from Rotaria sp. Silwood2, 423 nucleotides. Lineage: Eukaryota; Metazoa; Rotifera; Eurotatoria; Philodinida; Philodinidae. The record is from the annotation of a GenBank genome assembly.
AUGUCAGUUUCAACCCUCACUAACGUACGACUCAAUAUAGGUCGUUAUGGUUUGUCAACUAUAAUUGUGCUUGGCAAUAUUAGUAAUAUUUUAACAAUCCUUAUAUUCAUACGAAUAUUACGAAAACAACUCAAUUCAUGUACAAUGUACUUAUUAGCUUCUUCAAUUGCAAAUAUUAUUUUGAUUGAUACUGCAGUUAUUUCCUCACUUUAUGGUAUUGAUCAUCCUGAUCCAGUACAUUUAUUAGUCGCUUUCUGUAAAUUGAAAUUUUAUGGACCACACGUGUUAUUAAUGCUUUCAAGAAGUUUUAAAACAGCUUCCUGUAUUGAUCGAUGGGCUUUGACUUCUUCAAAUGCUAGAACUCGAUCAUUUUGUCAACCAAAAAUUGCUCGUAAUAUUAUCAUUUUUCUUANAAAAGAGUGA